Molecule: messenger RNA, 1257 nt
Organism: Camponotus floridanus (Florida carpenter ant)
Lineage: Eukaryota; Metazoa; Arthropoda; Insecta; Hymenoptera; Formicidae
Product: alpha-2-macroglobulin receptor-associated protein
Exons: 7
Coding region: 90-1193 (367 amino acids)
Biological process (GO): regulation of receptor-mediated endocytosis
Cellular component (GO): endomembrane system; endoplasmic reticulum
Molecular function (GO): heparin binding; low-density lipoprotein particle receptor binding; receptor antagonist activity
Source: RefSeq, a predicted model, not a curated record
UGUGAAUUUACUUUCAAAUCUUUAUGUGUGUACAGUGUGUAAAGCAUCGUGACACGUGUCUUCUGAUCAUUUUUGAAUAAGAUAUAAAAAUGAUUUUUCUAAAUGCACAAUGUAUUCUGUUAAUAAACUUGAGUUUGCUCUCGAUCCAUACUAGUGUAGGAGAAAAUAAAUAUUCUGUCGAGGCAAAUAAACCUAAAGAUGUAGACCCUUCGCAGUUUCCAAUUUCUCUUAGAGACUUGGAUAAACCAUUUAGGAUGGCAAAGUUAAAUAUACUUUGGGCUAAAGCAAAGAAUCGCCUGACAGAUAAUAAACUGCAGUCAAUCUUUAGUGACUUGAAGAUUCAUGAUAAAGAAGAAAUCGCAUACAAGCAUUUCAAAUCUGAUGGAAAAGAUCUUGAAGGCGAGGAAGAAGCACGCUUAAGAAAAAAACUCCUUGGAAUAAUGAGCACAUAUGAUUUACUGGAACAUUUUGCUGAAACAGAAGAUCCAAAAUUACUCAAGAUACACAAAGCGCUGAAUGAUGGUAGUAAUUAUGUUGCCAAGGAUAUAUUUAAGGAUAUAAGAUUAAACAAAUUGUGGGCUAAAGCUGAAAUGGCUGGUUUUACUGAUGAAGAGCUUCAAACUUUAAAACAAGAAUUCCAACAUUAUCAAGAAAAAGUAGAUGAAUACAUGAGUUUAUUGAAAGAACAAUCUGGAGAUUCAGAAAAAUUUGAAAAUAUGUUAAAUCUUAAAUCAAAAGAGUCGAAUCUGAUCUUUUGGGAACCAGAAGCGGAACUGCCUACAAAUCUAGUAGAUAAGAAAUUAAGUCAUAUGGAGAAGACAAAUUUACUUCGAGUAAAACAUUUGGAAUUGAAAAAUAAAUUUGAGCACUUAGACAGACUUACUGCAAAAGGACCAAACCAUAGAGACUUUAUAGAACCUAAAGUACAAGGGUUGUGGAAAAUUGCACUGGAAGCAAAAUUCUCUCCCGAAGAAUUAGCAUCUUUGAAGGAGGAACUUUUACACUAUGAAUCAAGGUUGCUUAAACUGCGACAUCUGCAUGCUGAAGAAGCCUUGAAAGCAGCACAAAAUGAGCAAGUCUAUGGUUUAGAUAAUUCAACAACUGAACAACACAUCAAGAAACAUAUUAGAACAGUACAGAAACUUCAUAUAGAUCUAGAAAACAAAAUCCUGCAGAAGCAUACAGAAUUAUAAGAAGGUAAGAAGAUAAACAUUUAUCAAGAUAUCAAAAAAUGUAAUUUGUCUAAAACAUAUAAAU